Molecule: messenger RNA, 690 nt
Organism: Cladophialophora psammophila CBS 110553
Lineage: Eukaryota; Fungi; Ascomycota; Eurotiomycetes; Chaetothyriales; Herpotrichiellaceae
Exons: 1
Coding region: 1-690 (229 amino acids)
Source: RefSeq, a predicted model, not a curated record
AUGUCAAAUCAUGGCGAAGAUAUGGAUACCAUCGAUGGGGUGGUACCUGUGUACCAGCACGCCGAUCAAGUCUCCCAACCGUGGAAAGGUGUUGGACCUAGGCCUCAGCAAUGGGCCAAUAUCAAAGAUAUCUUCACCCAGCUGUACAUUAGUGAAAACAGAAAGCUAAAGGAUGUUAGAACGAUCUUGUGCAAAAAGCACGGUUUCAAUGCUAGCGAGAAGAUGUUCAAACGGCGAAUUACAGAAUGGAAGAUCCACAAGAAUUACAAAGCAAAGGACAAAGAAUUUCUGGCGAAACGCGUCAAGGCAUACGUGGAUGCUGGACACGAUAUUCAGUCGAUCUCAUUCCGUGGAAGGCCACUGAAGCUUGAUCGAGUCAAACGGCAUUGUCGCAGCGACAAAAGGUUCACUCAACUUUGGGAACAGCUGUCCCAAAGUCCAGAAUCCAUUUCUCUCGGAGAUAUCACAAUCAAGGACGAGUCGCCGUCUCUCGUCAUAACCAGGUCAAGGACCCUUCCAAACUCUAGCACAUCACCCGAGAAAUCUGAUACCUGUAUGCAAGAUGAAAAUGGUAGCAGAUUCGGCACCAUGACAGUCAACAUUCUCCCGCCGACUGAUCUGUACAAUAUGCAAGCUGCCCUUUUCUACACCCGAGAGGCAGUCCAAUGGCAGUUCACGACUUUCAACUGA